Trichoderma harzianum CBS 226.95 is the source of this 1143-nucleotide messenger RNA. RefSeq lists its product as hypothetical. Gene Ontology annotation, molecular function: cyclin-dependent protein serine/threonine kinase regulator activity; protein kinase binding. Lineage: Eukaryota; Fungi; Ascomycota; Sordariomycetes; Hypocreales; Hypocreaceae. Gene Ontology annotation, cellular component: cyclin-dependent protein kinase holoenzyme complex; nucleus. Gene Ontology annotation, biological process: regulation of cyclin-dependent protein serine/threonine kinase activity. The record is from RefSeq and is a predicted model, not a curated record. The transcript has 2 exons. The coding region runs from base 1 to 1143 and encodes 380 amino acids.
AUGUUGAAGACAUCCCCCAUUCUCUCCCCCUCCAGCGCCUCUCCCUCCAGCUUCCGAAAUGCCUCGAGAUCCUCGCAAGAUUCUGGCUCCUCUCAUCCCUCGCAAGUGCCAGCUAUAAGCCCCAAGCCGGCGUAUCUGCGCCGCCGCCUCUCGUCGCAGUCGGUGGCAGUUUCAGUCUCGGCCUCGUCGUCGGCCCUGUCUCCUGGCCACUCUCGCCAUACCGAUGCUUCGAAUAGCGAUCUUCGAUCUCCCUCUCGAGCUUCCUCGUCCUCGUCCCCGUCCCCCUCAGCGCUGCCUACGACGACGACCACUAAGAUGAUCGUGACGACGACGACCAAUAUGGGCCUCAACGACGAUUCGCAUGCUAGCAGGCCUUCGCCCGCCCAGGCUCAGCUCUACAAUGCCCUGUCACCGAACAAGCGUCGACUCACCACUGCCUCAGUCACUCCGGAAGCUUCUUCAACACCUCCCGCAGUGGCUUCGAGCUCCGCUGCUGCCCCUCAGCCGACCGCUUCUCCCCAGACUUCGAAACGAGCCAGGCCCGAAGAACGACCUCCCAUUAUCUUGCCCCAGAAAUAUGAAUUCUGUCCAGUGGAACACCUGGUCGAGCUGAUCGCACACAUGUUGGGAGAGUUGAUUGCUACCAAUGACGCCAUUCGCAUAUCAAGCGGUGGUCUGACGCGGUUUCACUCAAGAACCCCCCCUGGCAUCUCGGUCAGAGACUAUCUCCAUCGCCUUGCUCGGCAUGCCACUCUCACACCACCCCUCCUCCUAGCAAUGGUCUAUUAUAUUGACCGACUCUGCGCCAUGUACCAAGAAUUCACCAUAAACACACUCACCGUCCACCGAUUCCUCAUUACCGCUGCCACCGUUGCCGCCAAGGGCCUGUCCGACUCUUUUUGGAACAAUACCACCUACGCACGGGUCGGCGGAGUGCGUGUGGCUGAGCUGAGGCUCCUCGAGCUCGAGUUUCUCUACAGAGUCGACUGGAGAAUCGUGCCGAACCCGGAAAUCCUGGUGGCUUACUAUCAAGGCCUUGUGCAGAGAGCCCCCGGGUACGAGCUCGAAUCAGAUGGAUCGACCGAGAACGAGGACGAUGAGAUUGACGAUGACGAUAAUGAGGAAGACGUUGCGCAGCAGUAG